AUGCUUUGGAUUUCAUUGGAUGAAGAUGUUUUCAACUCCGUUUCAGCUCUCUACUUCAAGGCUGGUUUGCUGCAACGGAUGGUGGACAAGGUUCCUGAACAGUUUCUUUUGAACACUGCUAGCUGGAGAUUUUUGGUUCCUCGAUUGUAUCGAGAGUAUCCUGACGAUGAUAUACUACUGAAUAUCUCUGCAGUUUCGCCUCCCUCUGUGAGGAUUAAUGUGGGUAGAAUUGAUGCCACGGUUGACUUAGAUGUCACAGUUAAUGUCUUGGAUUUUGGUGAGAUAGUUCCAGUUGCAUGCAUAUCAGUGUCGGUUGCUGUUUCUGGAGCUGCAGCGGUAUCAGAGAAUAAUCUUGUUGGAAGAGUGGAAUUGGAUUAUUUCUCAUUUACCUUGAAGUGGAGCAAAGUUGGCAAACUCCACACCAGUCUAGUGCAGACUGUGCUGAGGAUUUUGCUGAAAAUUUUGUUUGUACCUUAUGUGAACUCAUAUCUCGAGCAAGGCUUCCAGCUGCCCAUCAUCAAGGGGUUCUCCGUCAUAGAUGCAUGUGUCCUCACUUCUUACUCAAGAAUGAUUGUUAGCUGCAAUGUUGCCUUCACUGAGCCAGAGGUUCUGUCUCCUGUCCAAGAGUCUAAGACCAACGAAGAUUUGUCACAUGAAGUUAGUUUGCUGGUUGGGUCUGCCAAAACUUGGCAGCCACCGAUAACUAGUGUAAAAUUCCUGUAA
Molecule: messenger RNA, 723 nt
Organism: Miscanthus lutarioriparius
Lineage: Eukaryota; Viridiplantae; Streptophyta; Magnoliopsida; Poales; Poaceae
Source: the annotation of a GenBank genome assembly